Platichthys flesus (European flounder) is the source of this 2921-nucleotide messenger RNA. Its product is annotated as phosphatase and actin regulator 1-like. The coding region runs from base 89 to 1732 and encodes 547 amino acids. The record is from RefSeq and is a predicted model, not a curated record. The transcript has 13 exons. Gene Ontology annotation, biological process: cell motility; stress fiber assembly. NCBI's taxonomy places the organism in Eukaryota, Metazoa, Chordata, Actinopteri, Pleuronectiformes, Pleuronectidae. Gene Ontology annotation, molecular function: actin binding.
GUGCGGGUGCACGAGCGGCUGCCGCGGCGCCGAGCCUCCCUCAGUCCCGCCGGUUCGGUCUCCCCAGUGGACGCUGCCCGGCUGGCGGAUGAUGGCGGCGGCCCCGCAGGAGGAGGUGGACCGCAGACCGAUCCGGAGGGUCCGCUCCAAGAGCGACACGCCUUACAUCAGCGAGGCUCGGAUCUCCCUGCACCUGGAGACAGCCGAGGAGGUCGAGAGGUUGGCCGCGAUGCGCUCUGAUUCGCUGGUGCCCGGCACGCACACGCCCCCCAUCCGCCGGAGGAGCAAGUUUGCCAACCUGGGCCGUCUGUUCAAACCCUGGAAAUGGAGGAAGAAGAAGAGUGAGAAGUUCAAGCAGACGUCUGCAGUGCUGGAGAGGAAAAUGUCCACCCGUCAGAGCCGGGAGGAGCUGAUCAAGAAAGGAGUUCUGAUGGAGGUCUAUGAGAAAGGUCGGACGUCUCCCUCCAUACGAGAGGAGGAGCAGAUGGAGAACGGUCGCUCCCCGGAGCUGUCGGAGUCUGACGGGACGGAGCAGAUGGACGGAGCCGCAGCUGAAGGUUCCCUGGACUUUCCGAUGGCCAAUGACGGUGCGUGUUCACAGGACCACGCCCAGAAACCCAGCCAGGCUCCGCCCGCUAAGAAGUCGGCUGUGUGUCAUGCUAACGGCGCCGAGUCGCCGCUCUCCAGACCUCUACACAAACAACCUCCUGUGCCGCCGCCCAAACCCUUCACCAGGCUGCCCAAUCACCUCACAGACGGCGCCCCGGUCAAGUUGCCAUGUAUGUCGGGGAAGUUGUCUUCUCCUCCUCUACCUCCAAAGAAGCUCAUGAUCUCCGUCCCCGUCGGGAGCAUGGAGCCGUCCUCACUCGCCUUCCAGAAGUGCCCCGCCCCUCACGGCCACAUGAUGGGCGGGCACUCGCUGCAGUACGGGACGCUGCCCGCCGCUCUGCACCCGCCCAGUCGCAUCAUCGAGGAGCUCAACAAGACGCUGGCGCUCACCAUGCAGAGGUUUGAGAGCUCCCUGAUGCACACUUCACCCAUGGUGAUGAACGAGUUCGACAACGAUAAAGAGAACCUCCCAAACGAGACGGACUACGAGGAGCUGCCGGGGAUGUACAAGGACGAGGACGAGGAGGACGAGGAAGAAGAAGAAGAAGAUGACGAAGAGGAGGAUGAUGAAGAUGAGGAGGAAGACGAGGACGAGGAUGAAUCAAUGUUUACAAGUGCGCUCGCCAUGAAGGUUUUACGAAAGGACUCGCUGGCCAUCAAGCUGGGAAACCGCCCGUCCAAGAGGGAGCUGGAGGAGAAGAACAUCCUGCCGCUGCAGUCCGACCAGGAGAGGAUCCACUUUCGCCAGCAGACGGCCACCAAGCUGACCAGGCGGUUGAGUCAGAGGCCGACGGUCGAGGAGCUGGAGCAGAGAAACAUCCUCAAACCUCGAAAUGAUCUGGAGGAGCAGGAGGAGAAGAGAGAGAUCAAGAGACACUUGUCCAAGAAGCUCAGCCAGAGGCCGACAGUCGAGGAGCUGAGAGAAGCAAAGAUCCUCAUUCGCUUCAGUGACUACGUGGAGGUCGCCGAGGCUCAGGACUACGACCGGAGAGCCGACAAGCCGUGGACGCGGCUAACCGCUGCCGAUAAGGCUGCCAUUAGAAAAGAGUUAAACGAGUUCAAAAGCACAGAGAUGGAAGUGCACGAGUCGAGCAGACACCUGACCAGGUUUCACCGACCUUGAAGCGGCCCAGUCGACCUCAGCUAAGUCUUUCCAGCUCACACAGCUUCUCGCUGCCCUCGUGCUGAUGCCUGCGACCUUCUCCAGCCACAGAGUCAAACUGACGGGACUCAACACAACAGGAGUUUGAGGCGUCGCAGGAAACGGACAAAACAAGACUUUCUGGAGAGUUUGUCUUUUGGCUGACGUCUCCUCUCGGAGGAGAUUUUACAGACUUCUUGAUAUUCAAAGGCUCUUAACUGUCAUUUUUUUAUGAUGAAGAGAUGGAGAUACGUUUACUUUGCAGCACUUUGGUUUUUGAACAAACCCUCUGGAGGUCAAACUGAAUCUGUGCCAAUUUCAAGGAUGUGAACAGUCGCAGGACUUAUUUUUUAACACUGGGAUUGUUUUCUUGCCUUUCACCUUGUGCUCACUCUCCAUCUUUACCGGUUGAACCCACAGAUAACAUCUCACGUAUCGUUUCUCAUUUUGCCAACAGAAUAAAACUCGAGCAGCAGCUUGAGCUGUUUGUGCAGCUGGAGCCAAAACGUCCUAAGAUCCUUAUCAACAUCCCAGAAUUACUUCUUCAAAGUCUGUAACAGUAAAAACUUUAAAUCUCCAGAUUCACUCCCAUCAAUUAACUCAGCAAUAACUUCAGAUCCUCUCCCGAGCCCCUCUGUCGACAAGUUCAGGAGCUCAGACGCUUUCCAGACGUCAGAUUUAGACCAAAGCGACUUGGCGAGCUGCCGGGGUCGUGACCUUGAAACCUUCCCGGAGCGACUGCAUCACGGUGCCUACAGUCGAGUCUGCAGGGAUUCAGAAAUUGCCAAAUUCACUCGUUUCCAUUUGAUGCAGAAUAUUAUCUGUAGACGCGGUAAAGCGUUUCAGAGCAUGGAAAAGGCAACAAGGAAACUUUUAACUUGAUAAAUAAUAACUAAAUAAUGAAAACCUGCCACUUUACUCUUUGAUUGUUUUAAUCGUUCAGUCGAUAAUGGGUCCAUGAUUUAUGUUUUGACCUUGUAAUUGAGAGGUGUGUGUGUGUGUGUGUGUGAGAAAUAUCUCAGAACUAUAAGACAUGUUGUACAUAAAGAAAGUAAACAAGACUUUUCAGAUGUUUUUUGUAAAGCUGCAUGUGCGUAUUAAUUUAUUGUGAGUCUUCUAUUAUGUAUGCAGUUUCUUAAAGAAAGAAACUUAUUAAAAAGUAAUAAGUUGA